This is a messenger RNA of Linum trigynum, 1556 nucleotides long. The record is from the annotation of a GenBank genome assembly. NCBI's taxonomy places the organism in Eukaryota, Viridiplantae, Streptophyta, Magnoliopsida, Malpighiales, Linaceae.
UUGCUUCAAUUAACAACUUCUCCAAUAAGCACCCACUUAAUUUCGCAGCUUGUUCUGUUAAAAACUUGUUUUGCCCUCUUAAUAACAUUGUGGUUGAUAAUAUUUUGCAGAUGAAAGGUUCUCAAGAACCUGGUGCAACAUCCAAGCACCAAAUGUUGAAGUAUUAGUGUUGAAUUUUCGGACGAGAAGCUACACAUUACCCGAGUUCAUAGCAGGAAUGGAUAACCUAAAGGCUUUAGUUAUCACGAAUCACGGCAUUCUCCCAGCUGAACUGACAAACUUUCCACUUCUUAGUUCUCUUUCCAACCUGAAGAAGAUCAGACUAGAGAAAGUCUCAAUUCCACCAUGUGGGUUCACGUCGACACGGUUCGAGAAGCUUGAGAAGAUAAGUUUGGUCCUUUGCCAUAUUAGCCAGGCUUUGACUUCCUCAUCCAACCUUGUUAUAUCAGAAGCACUUCCAAAUCUGAUGGAGAUCAACAUUGACUACUGCAACGAUCUGGUAGAGUUGCCACCGGAGAUCGGUCAGCUUGCCGAGAUGAAAAGGCUAAGAAUCACUAAUUGCCACAACUUGACUGCACUGCCUAGAGAAAUCGGCGGGCUGGUGAAUUUAGAGGAAUUGAGAAUUAGUUCUUGCAUAGAAAUUGCUGAGCUGCCUGAUUCAAUUGGAAACCUUCACAAACUGAGCAGCCUGGAUAUCUCGGAAUGUGCAGAUAUCAAAAGACUGCCUGAACAGAUUAGGGAGCUGCAGAAUCUACGGAGGAUUCAGAUGAUGGGUUGCUCAAAAGACUUCGAGUUGCCAGAGUCGAUCUUGAAUCUCGAGCAUCUUGAGGAAGUGAAGUGUGAUGAAGAAACUGCAGGUGUAUGGCAACCUUUUGUCGGUUUUCUUGAGAAUUUGACCAUUAAGGUUAAUAAAGAAGACAUAAAUUUGAACUGGCUCAAUGGUGGUCGUUUCUGAUUUUGUCAAGCCAAAAAAAAGUACCCCUCAAAUUGUGUCGCAAAUCCACUUCCCCUUGCCCUUGAGCAACUGAUAUAUUAAUAGAUGAGAGUAGCAAGUUACCCCCAAUCACUAUUCAGUUAGGGGGUAAACUGCCGUGCAUGCAUCCACACGGAACAAUUCCGUGGUUGCUUUCGUUGAUGAGUUAUAUUGCUGCCCAAUUACUUCUGGCCAUUGAUGUUCUUGAAGGGCAGCUCCCCAAGUUUAAGGCUCAUAUGCCUAUUGAGUGUGUGUUAAGUGAUAAACCAAGUUACUUAGAACCCUGUUCAUUUGAGGCUAUACUAUAGCAUAUGUCUAUUGAUUUUUUCUAAGGAGUUUAUCAGGCGAUGGGCUGCCCAUCGAUUUACCUACGACCUCCUUUAAUCUCCGAGGCAAUGAACUAUAGAGCAGUGAAUGAACUUAAAAAUGGUUCUGAUUUCCAGGAUGACCUAUUGCAAUGGAUGCCUAAGAAUCUCUUAUUUCCUUGAAGUUGAGCUUUGAGCUUUUCACAUCCAGAAUCUUUUCUUUUCUUCCCCCUCUGACCUUUAAUCUGUAACAGUGGGAAUAAUCUCUUGUAGUAUGG